This is a messenger RNA of Plutella xylostella (diamondback moth), 2119 nucleotides long. It is a transcript of the gene AdoR, whose product is annotated as Adenosine receptor. NCBI's taxonomy places the organism in Eukaryota, Metazoa, Arthropoda, Insecta, Lepidoptera, Plutellidae. Gene Ontology annotation, cellular component: plasma membrane. The record is from RefSeq and is a predicted model, not a curated record. Gene Ontology annotation, molecular function: G protein-coupled adenosine receptor activity. Gene Ontology annotation, biological process: G protein-coupled adenosine receptor signaling pathway; adenylate cyclase-activating G protein-coupled receptor signaling pathway.
AGAAUUCCCUAUCAUGAGUAAUUGCCACUCAAUCACGGCGCUACGUGGCCAGGGGUCCGCUUGACCGUGGCCGUGAAGUGAUUAUGGGGACGCACGCGGGACGACGCGUCAACAAGUAGCGCCGCGCGCUCCCGCGGCUCAGUGUCAGGACUGUGGCGGCCGGCGGGACACGCGCCCACACCUCGCGACUCGGAUCCGUGAUCCGACUGAGAAACAAACUUUAUUCAGAUUAGCCGAGAUACGCGACAGGUUAACAACUCGCGAAUAAUUCGCAACAGAUAUGAAUUUCUUAGUUCCGUUUUUCUCUGUGCCAAUCAGUGUUUGCGUUCCUCCUGUAAAAUGAGUUACGUGCGUUGUCAAGAUGAGAUCUAACUACCAUCAGCGGAUUCUGCACUCGUUGGUGUGUGAGUGUUGAAUUGUUGAUAGACAAGCCAUGGAGGGCGAGGAUGUGGUGUCGACGACGGAGGCCGGCGCGUACCGGUCUCCAACCCCGGAGCUGUAUGUGACUUACACCACCCUGGAGAUAAUAGUGGCUCUAGUGGCGGUGGUGGGGAACGCUAUGGUGAUCCAUGUCUUCAGGCGGGACCGCCGGCUGCGGCGGCGGACGAACUAUUACAUAGUGUCGCUGGCGUUAGCUGAUCUCCUGGUGGGUCUGCUGGGGAUCCCCUUUGCGAUCCUGGCGUCGGUGGGCCAGCCCAGGAACCUGCACGCGUGUCUGUUCACGGUGUCGCUGCUGGUGAUGCUCUGCACCAUCAGCAUCUUCUGCCUGGUGGCGGUGUCGGUGGACCGCUACUGGGCCAUCCUGCACCCCAUGUGCUACUCGAGGAAUGUACGCACGAGGACUGCUAUUGUAAUAAUCUCCAUAUGCUGGGUGGCGGGCGCGGGCGUGGGGUUCCUACCGCUGCUCGGCUGGCACGCGGCGGCCGGAGACCACCCCGACUGCUACUUCGUGGAGGUGAUGGACUACGACUACCUGCUGUUCCUGUACCUGGCCACCAUCAUCACGCCGAGCCUGCUGCUCGUGCUGUUUUAUGCGCAUAUCUACAGGGUGGUUGUUAAGCAGAUGAGCGAGGUGAUGACGGUGGAGAACGGGUCCGGUCGGGUCACCGGCGGCACCAUGCUGCGCGUGCUCGGCGCCGCGCAGAAGCGCGAGGUCAAGGCCACGCAGAACCUCGCCAUCAUCGUCUUCUUCUUCAUCAUCUGCUGGAUCCCACUCUACACCAUCAACGCCAUCAACGCCUUCCGCCCCGAACUAGACAUUCCGAACCUUCUCACCGACUUCUGCAUCAUCCUCUCACAUUUAAACUCGGCCAUCAACCCUCUGCUCUACGCCUACCAUUUGAAGGACUUCCGGAAUGCGUUGAAGAGGCUGAUCUGCUCGAUGUUUGGGAGAGGGGUCCCGAUGCCGGCGGCGUACCGGCCGCCGGCGCCGAUGCGGAGGACGGCGUUAGAGAGGUGCAACGCGCUGCGGGAGCGGCCCAAGGUGUACGUGAACUCGCCGGUGUGGAUGCGCCAGCGCGAGGCGGAGAUGGCGGCCGCGCGGGCUGCUCGCCCCCCCGCCCCCGCCGUGCCCGACGCCGAGCCCUUCCUGCCCCGGCCCGGCGCCGACGGCUCCAGCGGACGACACACCCCUGAAGGCCGAGACAACGAUCUCGGCCCGUACCUGAUCAAUACAAAGCAAGCGUGUCAAAGUCCGUAUAGGAAGGUCGAGGAGCUGCUAAGAAGGGUGCGGAGCGUCCAUUCAGACCAUAGCUGACACGAGCCUCGCCGGGAUAACCCGGCAUAUAGCGUACCUUGAAUUAUAAACCUCCAUGGAGAUUAAACCUCGUCAGGUCAUGAUGAGGAACAAUACCAAAGGCACUGCCUCGGCAGAUUAGAACAAUGUUUUCAAAGAUGUUAUAUUUUUAGACAUGACUUUAUUAAAGCUGGUCGCUUUUGUAGAUUUUGCUACCGAGUGGUAAUGUUGUUUCGCUGUAUAUAGAUAGGUAAAUAUUGUGUAUGUAAUGUAACAUAACGUAUUGCUAAUUUUAUUGUCAUUCGCUUCAUGUGACAGCAUUCAUGGUCAAUUACCUCAAUUACCUGUAAUGGCUUUGAAAUUAAAGUUGUGAAAAAAGGGAAA